UUACAUAUGAACACGGGCACACGAAUCGUCGGCUCACGGCCUCGUCACGCCCACCCUCUCCCUCUUCGGGUUCCAGGCUUCCAAAGUUGUCAGAGACGGCGAGAGUAGGGGGUUUCCAGGAAGCUUCGCCAGGGCGCCGGUAAGUUGACUGGAUUUGCUGCUAGGCAGUCAGGCAAGCUCGAGUUUUGCCAUUUGAGAAGGAGAGGGAAAAUGAUGACCUCGUGGCUUCUGGGCCGCCGGGGCCCCUCCGGCUUCUCCUGGAGUUCCACCGCCGACCAAGUCACGCAGGGCAUCUCCGCCGCCGGCCUCACCGCCAUCGUCACUGCCCAAUCCCAUCCAGGGGCGUCCAGCGGCAUCGGCGCGGAGACGGCGCGAACGCUGGCGCUGCGCGGGGCCCACGUCAUCAUGGCCGUCAGGAGCCUUCCCGCUGCCCAGGCCGUCAAGGACGCCGUCCUCGCCCAGGCGCCGGGGGCCAAGCUCGACGUCAUGGAGCUCGACCUCUCGUCCAUGGCCUCUGUCCGCGCUUUCGCGUCCCAAUUCAUCGACAGGGGUCUCCCCCUCAACAUCCUUAUCAACAAUGCAGGAGUAAUGGCAAUACCUUUUGCGCUUUCAAAGGAUGGAAUUGAGAUGCAGUUUGCAACUAAUCAUGUUGGGCAUUUCCUGCUCACACACCUUCUAUUGGAUACCAUGAAGAGGACCUCUCAUGAAUCAAAUUUGGAAGGAAGAAUUGUCAACGUGUCAUCAGAGGGGCACAGACUUGCAUAUCGGGAAGGAAUCCGUUUUGACAAGAUCAACGAUGAAUCAGUGUAUAGUAGCAUUGGUGCAUAUGGGCAAUCAAAGCUUGCAAACAUAUUGCAUGCUAAUGAACUUGCCAGGCGAUUUGAGGAAGAUAAUGUCAACAUAACUGCAAAUUCUCUUCAUCCUGGUUCCAUUAUCACGAACCUUCUUCGCUACCACAGUAUCCUAGAUGUUCUCCAUCGGACGCUGGGUAAAUUGGUGUUGAAAAAUGCUGAGCAGGGUGCGGCAACUACAUGCUAUUUGGCACUCCACCCGCAUGUGAAGGGCGUGUCCGGGAAGUACUUCUGCGACUGUAACCUGUACGAGCCAAGCGCGAACGCCAAGGACAUGGAGUUGGCCAAGAGGCUCUGGGACUUCGGCGUCGAGCUCAUCACCUAGCUCAUGCUUCUUGUUGUUAGCGACUUGUUUUCAGACAUGGAUGUAAUGUAAAUCCCUUGACAGAUGGUAAAUUCUGUAGGCCCUCGAGGAGCUCCUGUGUGGUAAACUCAUUCACCUCAAUCUAUCUACGUGUAUUAAGGUGGAUUAGGGUGUAAAUUAAAUUAAUUUACACUCCAAUCGCCCUCGAGGAGCUCCGGGGUGGAUAAUGCUUUGGUUGGAUAUUUUAGUAUUCACCUGAAUUUACGUGUAUUAAGAUGAAUUAGGGUGUAAAUUAAAUUAAUUACACUCCAAUCCAUCUCAAUAUAUAUGGAUUAGGUCGAAUACUAGAGUAUUGUAAUACUUCAAAAUCCUAUUUUGGAUAAAUUAGUAAAACGUAUUUCAUGAUUUAAAUAAA
Messenger RNA from Zea mays, 1570 nucleotides. RefSeq names its product Retinol dehydrogenase 14. The record is from RefSeq and is a predicted model, not a curated record. Bases 211 to 1176 code for a protein of 321 amino acids. The transcript has 8 exons. NCBI's taxonomy places the organism in Eukaryota, Viridiplantae, Streptophyta, Magnoliopsida, Poales, Poaceae.